Messenger RNA from Parus major (Great Tit), 1369 nucleotides. It is a transcript of the gene SPO11, whose product is annotated as SPO11 initiator of meiotic double stranded breaks. NCBI's taxonomy places the organism in Eukaryota, Metazoa, Chordata, Aves, Passeriformes, Paridae. The transcript has 14 exons. The coding region runs from base 126 to 1283 and encodes 385 amino acids. Gene Ontology annotation, biological process: reciprocal meiotic recombination; meiotic DNA double-strand break formation; meiotic DNA double-strand break processing. Gene Ontology annotation, cellular component: nuclear chromosome. Gene Ontology annotation, molecular function: DNA binding; DNA topoisomerase type II (double strand cut, ATP-hydrolyzing) activity; ATP binding. The record is from RefSeq and is a predicted model, not a curated record.
CGGGAAGAGCCCUCAGGCACCAAAAGCAGCAGGCGCGGCCCUUGGUCAGUCAGGACAGGUGGAAAAAGCCCUUGGCAGGGCUUCUUCCCUAUCCAGAGAAGUUGGACUGACCUGCACCAGCCUCAAUGGAGGAGCAUGGUCUGUGUCCCACUGAAACACCAGCUGGGAACAAGGCCAGCUUCAGGGAAUCAAGUCUGUCUGGUCAGGAAAGUCAUGUCCCCAGUUCUGAGGUUCUUGAAGCAAUAGAAAAUGUUAUCCAAGGUAUAUUUCAAACCCUGGCUCAAAAUAAAGCACCUGUUCUCACAGUGGCUAACAGAACAGACUGGAGGAACAUUGAAUUUAAAGAUUCUGUAGGUCUACAGAUGAUACCAGGUUCUACAACAAAACAAAUAAGAAGUGACUGCCCUCAAUCUGCAAGAAGAUUUGCUCUGAUGCUCAAGAUAUUAUCAAUGAUCUAUAAGAUGGUGCAGAGCAACACUUAUGCAACUAAAAGAGAUAUAUAUUAUUCAGAUACUCUACUGUUUGGGAGCCAAAGUGUUGUGGACCAAAUAAUCAAUGACAUUUCUUGCAUGCUUAAGAUACCUCGGAGAAGUCUACAUGUACUGUCUACAACUAAAGGUUUUGUUGCUGGUAAUUUAAGUUACACUGAGGAAGAUGGUACAAAAGUGAAUUGUACCUGCAGUGCAACAGCAGUCACGGUGCCAUCUAAUGUUCAAGGAAUUAAAAAUUUAACCUCACAUGCCAAAUUUAUAUUAAUUGUAGAAAAAGAUGCAACUUUCCAGAGACUCCUGGAUGAUGACUUCUUCAAUAAAGUGUGUCCAUGUAUCAUGAUCACGGGAAGAGGCAUACCAGAUCUUAAUACACGACUUUUGGUCAGGAAGCUGUGGGAUUGUUUUCAAAUUCCUAUUUUCACCCUUAUGGAUGCAGAUCCACAUGGUAUAGAAAUAAUGUGCGUCUACAAAUAUGGAUCUGUGUCAAUGUCCUUUGAGGCCCAUCAUCUCACUGUUCCCUCUGUCAAGUGGCUUGGUCUCCUUCCAUCUGAUCUCGAGAGAUUAAACAUAUGCAAAGAUGCCUUGAUUCCAUUUACAAAGCAAGAUGAAAAUAAGUUAGCAAGUAUUCAAAAGAGACCUUACAUUGCUUGUCAGCCACUGUGGAAAAAAGAGCUGGAAAUUAUGGCAGCAUCUAAACUGAAGGCUGAAAUUCAAGUUUUAACUUCUCUCUCAUCAGAUUACCUGUCCAGAGUCUAUUUACCAAACAAACUGCAGUUUGGUGGAUGGCUAUGAAUGCUGCUCUGCAAAUGAAAUGUUUUUCUAUAUAUUGAUUUAAUUUGACUGCACUUAAGAAAAAAAAGUGCAGAGGCAAAGGAGUA